Messenger RNA from Theobroma cacao (cacao), 2026 nucleotides. Lineage: Eukaryota; Viridiplantae; Streptophyta; Magnoliopsida; Malvales; Malvaceae. The record is from RefSeq and is a predicted model, not a curated record.
UCCUGUAUGAAUUCACAUUAUCCUCUAAAGAUGAUGAUUCCAGGGUCUGGGAUGGUAACAUUAACAUUAUUUCUCUUCCUAUCUGUCUCGGUUUGCUUUUCAGCUUCAAAUUCGACCAAGGAAAGCUUUCUGCAAUGCUUUUCCUCUCACUUACCGCCUUCCAACAUAACUUCUGAUGUUAUCUUCAGCCAAAACGGCUCCCAGUAUUUAUCUAUAUUGCGGUCUUCCAUAAGGAAUUUAAGGUUUCUGAAUGCUUCGAAACCCCAAUACUUGAUCACUCCAUACUCUGAAGCUCACAUCCAGGCCGCCGUAAUUUGUUCCAAGGAAUAUGGCUUGCAUGUUAGAGUUCGAAGUGGAGGACAUGACUAUGAAGGCCUCUCUUACAUAUCUGAUGUUCCAUUUAUAAUUAUAGAUCUUUUCCAAAUGCGGUCUAUUAGUUUAGACAUAAAAAAUGAGUACGCAUGGGUUGGGGGAGGUGCAACUCUUGGUGAAUUGUACUACAGCAUUGCUGGCUCAAGUAAUCUCCAUGGAUUCCCCGCGGGCAGUUGCCCCACCGUAGGUGUAGGGGGACACUUCAGUGGAGGUGGAUUUGGUACCAUAUUCAGAAAAUAUGGUUUAGCAGCUGACAAUGUCAUUGAUGCCAAGAUAGUUGACGUUAAUGGAAAUAUUCUGGAUAGAAAGUCCAUGGGAGAAGAUCUUUUUUGGGCCAUCAGAGGAGGUGGAGCACAGAGCUUUGGAGUUAUUUUCUCAUGGAAAAUUAAGUUGGUUCGUGUUCCUCCAACUGUUACAGUGUUCAGCAUUAGAAAGACACUGGAACAAGGAGCAACUAAACUUCUCCACAAGUGGCAAACCGUUGCAGAUAAGCUGCAUCAAGACCUUUUCAUCCAUGUAGUUAUGGGAGUUCCUAGUGCAAAUUCAAAAGGAAACAAAACUGUUCGAGUUUCCUUCGAUUGCUUGUUUCUUGGGACUGCUGAAAGACUCCUCUCUCUGCUACAACAACAAGAUGGUUUCCCUGAGCUGGGAGUAACUCGAGACAACUGCACUGAAAUGAGUUGGAUCCAAUCUGUCCUUUAUUUCGCUGGCUUCUCAAUCACAGAAUCCUUAGAUGUUCUGCUUAACAGGACAAUGUCAUCUACGCAAUUCUCCAAAGCCAAAUCCGACUACGUGAAGGAACCAAUUCCAGAAUCAGGGUUAGAAGGACUAUACAAAAUGCUUGUCGAAGAAGAGAAUUCGAUAUUGAUUCUGACACCCUACGGUGGAAGAAUGAGCCAAAUAUCAAGUUCAGAAAUUCCUUUCCCUCACAGAAGUGGGAAUCUAUAUGGGAUCCAGUACAUUCUUGAUUGGGCAGCAGCAGAGGAAACAGAGAAGCAUCUAGGGUGGAUGAGAAGGCUGUACAAGUACAUGGAACCUUACGUUUCCAACUCUCCCAGGGCUGCCUAUUUCAACUACCGGGAUCUUGAUCUGGGGAGGAACAACAAAAGACAUACAAGCUACGCACAAGCAGCCGUCUGGGGCUUCAAAUACUUCAACAAUAAUUUCAAGAGGCUUGUUCGUGUAAAGACUUCAACUGAUCCUGACAACUUCUUCUGGAAUGAACAAAGCAUCCCGGUAUUACAGUCAGGGAGCACAAAGAAGGGGAAGAAGGACUAGAUUGAAUACCAUUCACGAGAAUCUUAUCUUAUCUUAAUUCUUAUUCUUAUUCUUAAUAUAAUGAAUCUCAUGUACAUGUACCUCCAUAGUCUGACAUCUGUUUAAGUCUUUUGGUGUUUUUAAAGGGAUAUUCUGGGCUUUGGGUUUGUUGCCCGUGUUUCCUUACUUCCCUCUCUCUUCGUUUUUUCGCAUCUCUCCCGCCCCUGUUUCGAUGCUUCCCUCUCCCUUCGCCGUUACUGCGUUUUUGCUUGUUUUCGGUCACUUUUUCACUGUAGUUUUCUGGAUAUUCCUAAGGAGAUGUUGGGUUUCUUUAAUUUCUUUCUGGUUUUGUAUGAUUAUAUUUCUAAAUUGCAAACAGUGUUUGAUUAUUCAAGGU